GUUACAGUCCAAAUUCAUUUCAACUCACUUUUCGCCAGAGGAGAGACAGAAAAAAAGAAGAAAAAAGCAAUUGUCAUAUUUCAUAAAUCCUGCUGGUGUAGCAGAGGUAGCCACUGAACAAUGAGAGGGACAGCAAAGAAAGCUUGCUAUCAUAAGGCCAAUCAGGCAAGACCGAAUUCUACACAGCCUCUUGCAUCUCGGCACCCUGCCAUGAGGUGUUACGUGGUUGCGCUGUGCAGCGCACUCCUUACCUUGACUGCCGUUUCGCCAAUAGUUGCGGGCCCUUGUCCUGUGCCUACUUGCCAGCAACACAGACCACCUGACUGUCCAAGCCCAGGAAGCUCGUGCGGCUGCAGAUGCAAUAACUCGGGCGCUCAGGGACAACCGGGGGGUCCUGGUGGUGGAUACCCAUCUUCGCAACCAAGACCAUGUGGUGGGAGUGCAGGUUACAUUUCCGGUCAAGGUACAACAAUUGGCGGUGCUGUUACACAAACAACCGACUGCAAAAUUCAAGGAUGCCGUUCUGGAGAAAGACCACUUUGUUUAAGAUACGAGAAAUACGGAACAGGAUGUGACUGCAAAUGCGUACCAGCGUCGACAGGUUGUGGCAAUAACAGUCCUUGGGGAUUAUAUGUUUGCAUACAUGUCUGCUCCCAAGUAGACAAUACGUGCCUUUGCAGGUGUGUUGCCGAUCGACCAUUCAGUCCACCACCGCCCUGUAGGCAAAUCAACGGCUAGCAGCGAACUCUUCCAAGCGUGGCUGCAACAAGCUUUCUUUUUAAGAGCAGAAAAUAAAUGUUUACGAAGCAUC
Molecule: messenger RNA, 811 nt
Organism: Dermacentor andersoni
Lineage: Eukaryota; Metazoa; Arthropoda; Arachnida; Ixodida; Ixodidae
Source: RefSeq, a predicted model, not a curated record